Messenger RNA from Coffea arabica (coffee), 1879 nucleotides. RefSeq names its product superoxide dismutase [Cu-Zn] 2. Gene Ontology annotation, molecular function: copper ion binding. Gene Ontology annotation, biological process: superoxide metabolic process. Lineage: Eukaryota; Viridiplantae; Streptophyta; Magnoliopsida; Gentianales; Rubiaceae. The record is from RefSeq and is a predicted model, not a curated record.
AAAAAAGAGAAUCGUAACUACUCUAAUAAUAAGAUAAGAAUAAGAUGAUGAAACCUUAGCAGUGGCGAAAGCGGCUGUGCAAAGCCAAUGGGCAUAGUGAAAGCGGUGGCUGUUAUCUCCGGCGGUGACAGCAACAACAACGUAAGGGGCUCUAUCCAAUUCCUCCAAGACUUCAAUAGUAUUGGGGGGGCGGCGACCCUUGUGAAAGGAAGAAUAACAGGCCUUACUCCAGGCCUCCAUGGCUUCCAUAUUCAUGCUCUUGGUGACACCACCAAUGGCUGCAAUUCCACUGGGCCUCAUUUUAACCCACUAAAAAGGGAUCAUGGAGCACCAUCUGAUCAAAAUCGUCAUGCCGGUGAUUUGGGGAAUAUUAUUGCUGGUGUAGAUGGGGUUGCUGAGAUCUCAAUCAAAGACAUUCAGAUUCCACUUACUGGUCCACACUCCAUCUUGGGGCGCGCAGUUGUUGUGCAUGCUGAUCUGGAUGAUCUGGGAAAAGGUGGACAUGAACUUAGCAGGACUACUGGAAAUGCUGGUGCGAGGGUUGCUUGUGGGAUUAUUGGGAUUCAGUCAUCCGUCUAGGAUUUUGCCCAAGCGGUCAUCCUUUCCGUUCUUGAAGAUGUUAUAGAGCUGCUUGGCUGUUCAAUUCAGUGGUCUAUCCAAAUGGGAAAAAAUAAUAACAGGAGUUGUAAUCAACAACUAUAAUCAAAAUUUUUGGCAAAUUUAUGAUUUUACUAACUAUUGCUAUUCUCCAAUGUGUGUGUGUGUGUGUGUGUGUGUGUGUAUGUACAUAUAUUUAGAUUUCAAUGUUUAUUUAGGUUAUUUAAUAAAAAAUUAAAAUCACUAAAUCGGUGAAUCAAAAUCUCUUCAGUUGCUUCCAAAGAAAGGACCGGAUGUACUGGAGACACUCCAAAUCUGGGGUGUAUACUGUGAAGUCAGGCUAUGCUCUAGCUAAGCAGAGGAAGAAGAAACUCCAGAGCGAAAAAGGAAAGCAAGAGGAGUCGAGUACUGAGCCUAAGAAGGAUAAAGUUUGGAAAGGUCUGUGGAACCUGAACAUUAAGUAUGAGCACAAACAUUUUCUCUGGAAAUGCUUACAAGCAGCACUCCCGGUUCAAGAAAGCAUAUUCCACAGAACAAAAAUGGGUGAUCCUAUGAGCAGAUGUUGUGGAGAUGGUGGGAUUCCCUUAUAGAAGCAUGCAAAGUGGAGAAUAGAGCGGGACACUUGGAACUCACAGUCAAUAUACUUUGGGAAAUAUGGAAAGCAAGAAACAAAUUCAUGUUUGAGGGAGAGAGAAUCUGGAAAAAAUGGAGGACCAACCAAGACAACAAAUGAUGAACCAAAGAUGGACUCCUCUGCAGUGUGAUACAAUAAGAAUUAGCACGGAUGCUGCCAUGUCUGCAAAGAAGGUCAGAACAGGACUCGGGAUAGUGGCAAGAAACUGGAAUGGGGAACUAGUAGAAGUGAGGGCAGUGCAGGAACUAAAGAAAGGAUGCAGCAAUCAAACAGGCUCUGCUAAUGGCAAAAGAUGCAGGAUGGGCGAAAAUUGAAUUGCAAUCUGACUGUAAAAAUGUGGUCAACAUGAUGAAAGAAAGAAGAACUGGGGUCCAGACAGUGACAACUAUAGUGGAAGGCAUCAAUCAGCUAGCAGACUGGUUUUCGGUUUGCAAUUUCAAUUUUGUCAGUAGGAAAAGGAAUUGUCUGAGUCAUUAUGUAGCAAAAUUUGCGUCAACAUUAGUGAAGAAUGUAAUGGGGAAGCUUAGCUUUCCCCUGUGGCUCAAACAAAUGGCACAGGAUGAUCUGAUGGGCAGUUGCCCAGAUUUGUAGAACUUUUGUAGUACCAAAUUUUGUUAAUACAUGAUCGUUUUUGACAAAAAAAAAAAA